GUGGGGGUUUUAGGAGGGGGAUAUAAUCGCCGUGUCAGUUUAGGCUUUCUUAUGCAAAGAGGCUGUGUUUGAAGGCGGAUCUUUUAGCAGGUUAGACUCACACACUCCGGCUCACACUCUCAGACGGAGCUGCGGAGUGUCCGGAGUAUCACAGUCUCACUUUCUCUCACUUCACUUACCAUUCGUCUUCAAGGGACUUAACUAAGGAUUUCACCAAGGACUAAUGAUGACAGACUGCUUUCUUUAAAAAAAAAAAGAAAGAAAGAAAGAAAGAAGAGGCAUCCCAUCCUGACGCUAUUUAUUUUUUUCUUGUAGUGAGGAAAAGUAUCAGAACUUUUCAAGUGAAGGACAGAGUCUCUUCAUUGCCUCACAGGACUAAAGCACAUUGGCGAAGCAGUGAAAAAUUCUCUGGAUUUAAUCGAAAUCAGAAAGACAGUUGCGUCUGUAUUUCGACGGGAAUGGACGGAUUUUCCUUCUGUCCUCAUGCUCCUCUUCGUGGAAGUGAGUUUUUCUAUCAAAGAUGUUAUGAAACGCGGAAAAUCGCCUCCGUCUUAACUUCUCCAGGAUUUACCGUACGCCGUACCUAGUUGUCCAGAAGUUGUCCGGCUGCCUAUUUUUAGUGAGUCGAAUUUGCAACUCAAUGAACCUGUCCUGCAGCUCAUUCGCUCAAUACGCGCUGUUUUGAAAGGCAAACAUCGCUGUCAUUACUACAUGUGCUACAUGAGAUAACCCGGUGUGGGAAAACCCGAAAUGUUUCACUCCACAUUUGAAUGGAGCCUUCGCAGCUCGCUGCUGCUUUUCGGAGCCGCUUUGUGCUCGGCGAUCAGCUCCAUAGACCCGGAUCGACCAGGAGAAGGCAGAUGCCAGGAGAUCUCCAUCCCUCUCUGCAAGGACAUUGGGUACAACUUGACAGUUAUGCCUAACUUGAUGGGGCACGAGGAUCAGUUAGAGGCUUCCAUAAAGCUUCACGAGUUCGUGCCGCUGAUCGAGUUCGGAUGCCACAGCCACCUCAAGUUUUUCCUGUGCUCACUCUAUGCCCCCAUGUGCACGGAGCAGGUCUCCACCCCGAUCCCAGCCUGCCGAGUGAUGUGCGAACAAGCAAGGCAGAAGUGUUCUCCCAUUAUGGAGCAGUUUAAUUUUCACUGGCCAGACUCCCUGGACUGCUCCAGGCUGCCUAAUAAGAACGACCCUAACUACCUCUGCAUGGAGGCCCCCAACAACGGCAGCGACGAUACGUCUUUAAAAGGAUCUCACACCCAGCCUCCGGACUCACGCCCUCCUCGACAUGGGAACAACCAGGAUCUACCCAUUAAGGAACGGAUGGGGAAGGACACUUGCGGGAACCCUGGGAAGUUUCACUACGUGCAGAAGAGCGAGUCGUGCGCCCCAAAGUGUUACCCUAAAGUGGACGUAUACUGGAGCCAGGAAGACAAGCGCUUCUCCAUGGUCUGGAUAGCCAUCUGGUCCAUCCUUUGCUUUGUCUCCAGCGCCUUCACCGUCCUAACCUUUCUCAUUGACCCACAGCGGUUCAAGUACCCCGAACGCCCUAUUAUCUUCCUCUCCAUGUCCUACUGCGUCUAUUCCGUAGGCUACCUCAUUCGUCUGUUUGUUGGGGCUGAAAAUGUGGCCUGUGACCGUGACAGCGGUGUCCAGUACAUCAUCCAAGAAGGCCUGGAGAGCACAGGUUGCACUAUAGUCUUCCUCAUUCUCUACUACUUCGGCAUGGCUAGCUCCCUCUGGUGGGUGAUUCUGACUCUCACCUGGUUCCUGGCAGCUGGAAAGAAAUGGGGACACGAGGCUAUUGAAGCCAACAGCAGCUACUUCCACCUGGCUGCAUGGGCUAUCCCAGCCAUAAAGACUAUCCUGAUUCUGGUCAUGAGAAAAGUGGCAGGUGAUGAACUGACAGGCAUUUGUUAUGUAGGCAGCAUGGAUGUCAAGGCUAUGACUGGUUUUGUCCUAAUCCCUCUGUCAUGCUACCUGAUCAUAGGCACCUCGUUUUUGCUCUCUGGUUUCGUCGCUCUCUUUCACAUUCGCAAGGUUAUGAAAACAGAAGGAGAGAACACUGAUAAACUGGAGAAGCUGAUGGUGCGUAUCGGGGUGUUCUCCGUCCUCUACACCGUUCCUGCCACAUGUGUCAUUGCUUGCUACUUCUACGAGCGUCUCAACAUGGACUAUUGGAAAGUUCUGGCAGGAGAGCAGCGCUGCAUGGAAGGCGUCAACGGGAGCGGAGAGGAGUGCACCAUGAAGAGCUCCAUCCCGGCUGUUGAGAUAUUCAUGGUGAAGAUAUUUAUGCUUCUGGUGGUGGGCAUCACCAGCGGCAUGUGGAUCUGGACUUCCAAAACUUUGCAGUCCUGGCAGAACGUCUUCAGCCGCAAACUGAGGAAGAGGGCGAGGAGGAAGGCAGCGUGCGUUUUCACGGGCAGUCGACCUUACCUGAAACCUCACCCCGCACUUAAAGGACACAAAACGAAGUAUGAACACACUGGAGCUCCUGCUACAUGUGUAUGAGCACAAAAUCUUAACACGCACAACAAACAGACUUAUGCGGGACACAGUUUGUUUUUCAGUCGGUUUAUAUGUUCGAGUCUAUGGGUGAACAAGUUCAUGUAUAUUUUAUGCAAACCUUAGUUGUUAAAAUUAAAACAAAAAAAAAUGCAGUGUUCUAAGGACAGAUUCGAAUAAUGAAAAUAAA
Molecule: messenger RNA, 2692 nt
Organism: Hemibagrus wyckioides
Lineage: Eukaryota; Metazoa; Chordata; Actinopteri; Siluriformes; Bagridae
Gene: fzd10
Product: frizzled class receptor 10
Exons: 1
Coding region: 751-2508 (585 amino acids)
Biological process (GO): canonical Wnt signaling pathway; non-canonical Wnt signaling pathway
Cellular component (GO): plasma membrane
Molecular function (GO): Wnt-protein binding; Wnt receptor activity
Source: RefSeq, a predicted model, not a curated record